This is a messenger RNA of Yamadazyma tenuis ATCC 10573, 1194 nucleotides long. RefSeq lists its product as uncharacterized. The record is from RefSeq and is a predicted model, not a curated record. Gene Ontology annotation, biological process: poly(A)+ mRNA export from nucleus. NCBI's taxonomy places the organism in Eukaryota, Fungi, Ascomycota, Pichiomycetes, Serinales, Debaryomycetaceae. Gene Ontology annotation, cellular component: nucleus.
AUGUCAGAGACUGAAGAUAUAAAUGAUAUGUUCAAAGAGGAGGAUGUGAAUGAUCAGUUCCCAGACAUCGAUCCAGAUCUCAAUUCAGAUGGAAAUGAGGAUGAUCAACCUAUAGAUAAUGACAAAGAGGUGGUUUCUUCAAACGAAAACGACAUAGGUGAAUACGAUGAAGAUGUAUAUACCAUACAAGCCCACAGAAAUACCGAAGGUGCGACCAAGCAGACCAAGAAGAAGAACAUUAGAAGAAGUAAAGUUACAAGAACUUCUGAACCAGUUGGAGCUCCAGCCCCGGUGGCAGACUAUGGUGAUGAUAACGAGCAACCUACUGAUGAAUUUGCCAAUGAAGAUCCAGCUCUGAGAAAGAGACGAUUGUUGGAAGAGAAAAUGACAGCUGCGAUCAAGAAGACUGCCACAAAGCGGCGGAAGGCCGACGAGGAUGACUUGGAGCGGAUGCAAGAUGACAAGAUUGAUUACUUGAAGGACAAGAUGAUUAAAGCUGCCAACUCAGAUGCUGAAAAGAACCUACAAGGAUCAGUAGCCACUGAAAAGUUGAAGAUGCUUGGAGAAGUGAUCAAUGUGUUGUCAAAGGCCGACUUAGCCAUUUCGAUUUUGGAUAAUAAUUUAUUAGAAGCAGUAAGAUUAUGGUUGGAACCUUUACCUGAUUCGUCGAUGCCAGCUUACCAGAUUCAGAAAGAGUUGAUCACUGCUUUGGUUGAUUUACCCAUCAAGACUGACCAUUUGGUUGCAUCUGGAAUGGGAAAAGUCAUGGUGUUUUAUCAAAGAAGCAAAAGAACCGAAGCCAACUUAAAGAGAAUAGUUGAUAAGUUGAUUGGAGAUUGGACUAGACCCAUCUUAAACAAAAGUGACUCGUACAAGGAUAGAAGUAUCCAAUUUCAGGAAUAUAACAAAACUAAAUUCAGUAACAAGUUAUCAUCAUCCAAGCCUAAGACUCAAGAAGCUAAAACUUUAUAUGAAGAAAGUGCUGAGAGAAGAAAUAGGGCUGCCAUCCCUGCUGCCAGAACCACGGCUUACAAGAUUGCCCCCAAAGUCAACCCUGAAGUGCUUCAAAGAAAGUUCAAUGGUGGUGGGAAUAGUGAUGAAAGAUUCAAGAGAAUUAACCAAAAACUUAACCUUAAGAAAAAGAUUAAUAAGAAGUCAGGUCCCUCUAUUGAAGGUAGAAACUUAGGUAUUUAA